Messenger RNA from Trifolium pratense (red clover), 778 nucleotides. RefSeq names its product pseudo histidine-containing phosphotransfer protein 6. Lineage: Eukaryota; Viridiplantae; Streptophyta; Magnoliopsida; Fabales; Fabaceae. Gene Ontology annotation, cellular component: nucleus; cytoplasm. Bases 150 to 623 code for a protein of 157 amino acids. The record is from RefSeq and is a predicted model, not a curated record. The transcript has 4 exons. Gene Ontology annotation, molecular function: histidine phosphotransfer kinase activity; protein histidine kinase binding. Gene Ontology annotation, biological process: phosphorelay signal transduction system; cytokinin-activated signaling pathway; phosphorylation.
CAACAGAAGCUGGAGUAACACAAAAGCCAAAACAGAGAAGAAAAACAAACAAAUUAACCUUUGUGUUUUGUCAGUUGAAUUUUGAACUGUCUUUAAGCAUAAUUUGUUUUGAUCAUCCUCAGUUAGACAAAACGGGUCUCUCACUGUGGAUGCUUGGUUUCGGCGCGGACCUCUUGUGGGCCGACAUGAAUCGCCUCCUCGCCUUCCUCUUCCACCAGGGUGUCUUGGAUGAGCAAUUUUUGCAACUUCAACAACUUCAAGAUCACACUUCCCCUAACUUCGUAUCCGAAGUCGUCAACAUUUAUUUCCACGAGUCCGAAAAACUACUCAACAAUCUCAGAUCAUUACUAAUGGAGAGGGAGUUUUCUGAUUAUAAGAAAAUUGAAAUACAUUUGAAUCAGUUCAUUGGUAGCAGUUCAAGCAUUGGUGCUAAGAGAGUUACAAGCGUUUGUAUUGCUUUUCGUGCAGCUUCUGAGCAAGACAACCGUGCUGGAUGUUUGCGAGCGUUGGAGAUGCUGGAGCAUGAAUAUUGCUAUCUUAAGAACAAAUUGCACGAACUCUUCCAAAUAGAGCAGCAACGUGCUUUGGCAGCAGGAGUGAGAUACCCUAUGCAGCAUCAAUAACUUUGAGCAAAUGAAAUUGUGGAAUAAAUAUCUCCAAGAUUUUGUUUUGUUUUUCUUCUUUGUAGCUUUGCAAGGUUGAAGUUUUAGACACAAACCAAGCUCUUCUUGGUAGUUUAGGGUGGUGAUUAGAGCCUCUCUUAUUUUGAAUUUCUCAU